UCGAACGCAGCAUAUUUCCCCACUUUUGAUGUUGACGCGAGAUUUUCCGAGAGGAUAAGUUGAGGAAACAUGGCGGCGCCGUCUAAUUUGCUGAAGAACAAAGGCUCCCUCCAGUUUGAGGAUAAAUGGGACCUGAUGCGCCCCAUCGUCCUGAAGCUGCUGCGCCAGGAGUCCGUCACCAAGCAGCAGUGGUUCGACCUCUUCUCGUGAGUCUUCUUGUAACUCCCACCGCUUGUGUUGCUUCCUGUGGGCGCCACCUUGUGUCUCCCGGUUGUCUCUGCAGGGACGUCCAUGCGGUCUGCCUGUGGGACGACAAAGGACCCGCUAAGAUCCACCAGGCGCUGAAGGAGGACAUCCUAGACUUCAUCAAACAGGCUCAGGCACGGGUGCUGAGUCACCAGGACGACACGGCGCUCCUCAAGGCCUACAUCGCGGAGUGGAGGAAGUUCUUCACUCAGUGCGACAUCCUGCCCAAGCCCUUCUGCCAGCUGGAGAUCACUCUGAUGGGCAAGCAGGGCAGCAACAAGAAGUCCAGCGUGGAGGACAGCAUCGUCCGCAAGCUCAUGCUGGACACGUGGAACGAGUCCAUCUUCUCCAACAUCAAGAGCCGUCUGCAGGACAGCGCCAUGAAGCUGGUCCACGCCGAGCGGCUGGGCGAGGCCUUCGACUCGCAGCUCGUCAUCGGAGUACGGGAGUCCUACGUGAACUUGUGCUCCAACCCCGAGGACAAGCUGCAGAUCUACAGGGAUAACUUUGAGAAAGCGUACAUGGACUCCACAGAGAGGUUCUACAGAACCCAGGCGCCGUCCUACCUGCAGCAGAACGGAGUCCAGAACUACAUGAAAUACGCGGACUCGAAGCUGAGGGAAGAGGAGAAGCGAGCGCUCCGAUAUCUGGAGACGAGACGCGACUGCAACUCCGUCCAAGCUCUGAUGGAGUGCUGCGUAAACGCUUUGGUGACGUCCUUCAAGGAGACCAUCUUAGCCGAGUGUCCAGGCAUGAUCAAACGAAACGAGACCGACAAGCUCCACCUCAUGUUCUCCCUGAUGGACAAAGUUCCCAGCGGCAUCGAUCCGAUGCUGAAGGACCUGGAGGAGCACAUCAUGAGCGCCGGCCUGGCCGACAUGGUGGCGACAGCCGAGACCAUCACCUCGGAUUCAGAGAAAUAUGUGGAGCAGCUGCUGACUCUGUUUAACCGCUUCAGUCGGCUGGUGAAGGAAGCCUUCCAGGACGACCCGCGCUUCCUCACCGCCAGAGACAAAGCGUACAAAGCCGUGGUGAACGACGCCACCAUCUUUAAGCUGGAGCUUCCCAUGAAGCAGAAAGGGGUGGGGCUGAAAACUCAGCCGGAGUCCAAGUGUCCGGAGCUGCUGGCCAACUACUGCGACAUGCUGCUGAGGAAGACGCCGCUGAGCAAGAAGCUGACCUCAGAGGAGAUCGAGGCCAAGCUCAAGGAAGUGCUUCUGGUUCUGAAGUACGUCCAGAACAAAGACGUGUUCAUGCGGUACCACAAAGCCCACCUGACCCGCCGCCUCAUCCUGGACAUCUCGGCCGACAGCGAGAUCGAGGAGAACAUGGUGGAGUGGCUCCGGGAAGUGGGGAUGCCGGCGGACUACGUCAACAAGCUGGCCCGGAUGUUCCAGGACAUCAAGGUGUCCGAGGAUCUCAACCAGUCCUUCAAGGAGAUGCACAAGCACAACAAGCUGGCGCUGCCAGCGGACUCGGUGAACAUAAAGAUCCUGAACGCGGGCGCGUGGUCGCGCAGCAGCGAGAAGGUGUUUGUGUCUCUGCCCACGGAGCUGGAGGACCUGAUCCCGGAGGUGGAGGACUUCUACAAGAAGAACCACAGCGGCAGGAAGCUGCACUGGCACCACCUCAUGUCCAACGGCAUCAUCACCUUCAAGAACGAAGUGGGCCAGUACGACCUGGAGGUCACGACCUUUCAGCUGGCCGUGCUGUUCGCCUGGAACCAGCGGCCCAGAGAACGCAUCAGCUUCGAGAACCUGAAGCUGGCCACGGAGCUGCCCGACGCCGAGCUGCGACGGACGCUCUGGUCGCUGGUGGCGUUCCCCAAGCUGAAGCGCCAGGUUCUGCUGUACGACCCGGCGGUGUCCUCGCCCAAAGACUUCGCAGAGGGAACGCUGUUCUCCGUCAACCAGGAGUUUUCUCUCAUAAAAAACUCAAAGGUCCAGAAGAGAGGAAAGAUCAACCUGAUUGGUCGGCUGCAGCUCACCACUGAGCGAAUGAGAGAGGAGGAGAACGAAGGCAUCGUCCAGCUCCGGAUCCUCAGGACUCAGGAGGCCAUCAUCCAGAUCAUGAAGAUGCGGAAGCGCAUCAACAACGCCCAGCUGCAGACGGAGCUGGUGGAGAUCCUCAAGAACAUGUUUUUACCACAGAAGAAGAUGAUCAAGGAGCAGAUCGAGUGGCUGAUAGACCACAAGUACAUAAAGCGGGACGAGACGGACAUAAACACCUUCAUCUACAUGGCGUAGCGCCGUCGGGUCUGAGCUUCCACUGGGCCGGGCCUGAUGGACUCCAGAACAUUUCCAGGACUCCCAGACUGCUGAACAGAACUUUGUUUGUUUACUGCGGGGAGGCUGAGUUCAGAAGAGACGAAACAAACUUCCUGCCUUAAACCUGUACACAGAAAAACAGCAGCAGAAGAAGAAGCUGCGUCUCUGACGCCGGGUCACCACAGGUUCUACAGAACCACGACUGCGACUACACUCCUGGUCCGGGUUGGAGGAAGCUGCAGAACCUCUGCAGUCCGACCCGAAUCCAGACCACUUGAACUGAAGCGCUGCCACGCGAUGCUGCUACGUGACCCGGUUGCUCUGGUUCCACACGGUUCUGAGCCGACACGAUUGGAACCGCUGCUCGGAUUCAUUCUGGGUCAUCCUCAGAGAAACACUUCAAAGGUCAGAGAGGUGCUGGACCCAAACAAAGGGCUGGCUCCGCCCACAUCGGGCCUCUGGCUCCGCCCACAUGGGUCAUCUGGCCCCGCCCACAUCUGGGUUCUGUGCUGCAGAAAAUUGAGACGCGAGACUGAAACGUCUCACUGAAUCAGAAAAUUACCAAAAUAAAAACAUAAUUAAUUCCUUAAAUUCACUUCAGAACUCAAACUGAACACAGUCUGAUGUUAUUCAAGCCAUAAUUUCUGCUAGUUUUCAUGAUUUCUCAGAUAUUUACAAUAUAACAUCUGACCUUUACUCUUCAAAAACACAAAAUCUUACCAGAAAGUAUUCAUUAUGAUAAUAUCUUGGUAUAUAUGAAAUAAGACAAAAUAGCACGAUAUAGCAGCUUGUUUUAAGUCAAUAAUUCCUUAAUAUUGUUGAAUAUUUCUUGUUCCACAGGCAAAUUAUUUAACUUAAAACGUGAGGAAAAUGUCUUAUUUAUUGAAAACAAUCUCCUAUAUGUUGCUGCAAAGGUACUUUUGUGUUAUUUUUUUUUUCAAGUGUAAUAACAUAUUUGCAUUUGAAAAUUGACAAAAGCACUUUUGACAGCGUAGAACUUAAUGCAGAACAUUAUUCCUGCUGAGCGGGUGUAGACUCUCUGCUCUGGGCUCCGUUUGAAAUCCUGCAUCAAAACGAACAGAAAUAGAAGCUAGAAAUGUCUCAGUGUGUGUAAUAAAUAUGAGUUUCACUUAUUGCAUAAAGAACAGUUUUUAAAUGAGUUUCUGAUUUAUUAAGAUGAGUUUAUUUAAUGAUAAACGGACACGGUUCUGGCCAAUUUAUUUUCUUUCCGUGUUGCUUUGGCAUCUAAUUAAAGCAGCUGCUUUUCUGGACAAACGUUUAGAAAACAGGUCUUGAGUUUUUCAUAGUGGCAGCCAUUUUGAAAUGAGCUCUGAGGAUCUGAGACCCAGUUCCAACUUUAGCAGUUCUGUUGUCGAGUUCCAGUUGAAACUGAAAAAUCCAGACUUCCCAGAACAAACAACGCACCGUAACUAAAAUAGAACAUACAGAAUCAAUUUAAACAUUUAAUAAUCAAUAAUGCUGUUAAAAAUAUGAAAUUAUGAAUUAAUCAUUUUUGAAUUCAUUUUGAUGAAAUCAAUCUACAUUUGUCUUGGUGCUUUUAUGUUUUUCAUUUAGCAGCAUCAGAACCAUCUGUGGGCGAAACUUGUUUGACCCGAUUGGGUCCGGACCGGCCCAGAGUGAAGAGGACUUAGAGUUUAAACAGAGGCUGAAGGCUUAGUAUGGAGAUAACCCUCAGUACCCGGGGUCAGAGGGCGGAGCCAGAGAGGGUGGAGUCGGGUUUGGGACAGAACCCUGAUCUCCAGGAGGCUGAGGUCAGUAUUACAGAACCGAUCCAACGUAUCAGGAGCAGGGGGCGGGGCCAGAUGUGAAUAAUGGAAUAAAUAAAUAAACAGCACCUUAUUAUGAGAUAUUGUACAAGUGUGUCUUUGAUCGUGGCUCAGAGAGCUCAGGUUGGUUCGUGUUUCAUUUGUUUAUUUAUUCUCUGUUUACUUUCUCUUCACCUUUGAAAAUGAUCAAAUAAGCUGUUUUAGAAUCAACCCAAUAAAAGCUUUGCUUACAAAAACUGCA
Messenger RNA from Xiphophorus hellerii (green swordtail), 4541 nucleotides. RefSeq names its product cullin-5. Gene Ontology annotation, cellular component: cullin-RING ubiquitin ligase complex. Gene Ontology annotation, molecular function: ubiquitin protein ligase binding. Bases 126 to 2492 code for a protein of 788 amino acids. The transcript is spliced from 18 exons. The record is from RefSeq and is a predicted model, not a curated record. Gene Ontology annotation, biological process: ubiquitin-dependent protein catabolic process. NCBI's taxonomy places the organism in Eukaryota, Metazoa, Chordata, Actinopteri, Cyprinodontiformes, Poeciliidae.